Molecule: messenger RNA, 2625 nt
Organism: Otolemur garnettii (small-eared galago)
Lineage: Eukaryota; Metazoa; Chordata; Mammalia; Primates; Galagidae
Gene: SUDS3
Product: SDS3 homolog, SIN3A corepressor complex component
Exons: 11
Coding region: 176-925 (249 amino acids)
Biological process (GO): negative regulation of transcription by RNA polymerase II
Cellular component (GO): Sin3-type complex
Molecular function (GO): histone deacetylase binding
Source: RefSeq, a predicted model, not a curated record
CCGGUUGCCGAGCGCGGGCGCGGGGGGCGGAGCUCGGCGGAGACGGGGAAGGGGUCGCCGCGGCUCCCGCUCCUCGAGUUGGGGGCUCUCUCGGGCGCUGCUCGGCGGACGCGGAGUCCUUAGGGCGGGUGGCCGCGGUCUCCCGGCGACGCGCUCAGCUGUGGCCAGAGGCGACAUGAGUGCAGCGGGGCUGUUGGCUCCGGCUCCGGCCACGGCUGGAGCGCCGCCGGCUCCGGAGUAUUACCCGGAGGAGGACGAAGAGCUGGAGAGCGCCGAGGACGACGAGCGCAGCUGUCGGGGCCAUGAGUCGGACGAAGACACCGAGGAUGCUAGUGAAACUGACCUGGCAAAGCAUGACGAAGAAGACUAUGUAGAAAUGAAGGAACAGAUGUAUCAAGACAAACUGGCUUCUCUCAAGAGGCAGUUGCAACAACUACAGGAAGGUACAUUACAGGAAUAUCAGAAAAGAAUGAAAAAACUUGAUCAGCAGUACAAAGAGAGGAUACGAAAUGCAGAACUCUUCCUCCAGCUGGAAACCGAACAAGUGGAAAGAAAUUACAUUAAAGAAAAGAAAGCAGCAGUGAAAGAAUUUGAAGACAAGAAGGUUGAGCUGAAAGAGAACCUGAUUGCUGAGCUAGAAGAAAAGAAGAAAAUGAUUGAAAAUGAAAAGCUGACGAUGGAACUGACUGGAGAUUCUAUGGAAGUGAAACCCAUCAUGACCAGAAAGUUACGGAGGAGACCUAAUGAUCCUGUCCCAAUACCAGACAAGAGGAGGAAACCUGCUCCUGCCCAGCUAAACUAUUUGUUAACAGAUGAACAGAUCAUGGAGGAUCUGAGGACAUUAAAUAAGCUUAAGUCACCCAAGAGACCAGGUACCACAAGAGUCAAGCCAUCUAUCUGGAGUCAAAGGACAACCAGAAACUGAGCUGUGUGAUUAGCUCUGUUGGAGCCAACGAGAUCUGGGUGAGGAAGACAAGCGACAGCACAAAGAUGAGGAUCUACUUAGGCCAGCUUCAGCGUGGGCUCUUCGUUAUCCGCCGGCGGUCAGCAGCUUGACUUUCUACAGUGUUCUUUUUCCCAUGACCCUUCCAGAGUGGUUUUUGUUUUUGUUUUGUUUUCUUUUCUUUUUAAUAGAAAAUUUUUAACUUACUGGGAAUAGCUACCUGGCCUUGGAAAUGGAGAACACUGUCAUGGAUUCUCAAGGCACUUUAGUGGCUGGCCACUUUCAUCCUUUCUUUUCUGCCUCGACUUCUUCCAGACAUUAGUCAGCAUAGGCCUGUUUUAUUUUCAGGAGUAUUGGGGCUGGGGAUUUGACUUAUUUUUUUCCUUUUAUUUCUUUAUUUUUUGCUUAGACUUUGUCUUUUUUUUUUUUAGCCUGCUUUGAGUUUGAAGGGGCAGCUUUUUCCAUUCAUUAUCUUUAGGUCUUUCCACUAUGGAGAAGAACAGGAAGGGAUACAAUCUACAGGACAUUUUCCUGUUUUGAAUCUGAUUAGUGGGUCACGUAGUUACUUCUUUUGUCAAACCCAAUUCACUAUUUUCCCAGAAGCUUGGGGCAGAGGUCCUAGCAGACGGAGAUUAAUUCUCCUGGCUCUCAGCCUUCUCAGAGAAGUAAACGCCUUGUGUAAAAUUUGGUGCAUGCCUUCCAUUCCACUGGCUAAAUGAUGGAAAAAUUUGUCUGGGAGACAAGGUGCACUGAAGUAAAUGGGGUGAGGGGAGGGGACCUUUCAUGUUCAUAAUGUGCGGAAGUUACCAUAUUUAAAUGUUAUUUAAUGCAGAUGAUUUAUUCAGACACAUUUGAUUUAGCUCAAGCUGGAACAAGAAGUGGUCAUUUCAAGAAGUUUUCAUUUGUAAUUCCUUUCUUCCCCAUUCCCAAGUUGAUAGAAGUGGUAUGUGCCACAGGCUGUUUGUCUGGGUAAGCUCCAGUAGGUAGGCAGGUGAGAGUGAUAGUGCAAUAAUUAGUCAUCUGUAGACUGCCAUGCAUAAUUCAGAUUUCACUCUCGUUGCUGGUGCCAUUAUCACAUAUUCACCCUUCCAAACCUGUGGAACCUCAUUGUUAGGCAGUGAGCUGCCUAUAGACUCCCAGGCGAUGUAUAGCCCAGGUUGAAGACAAGGAAAGUGCUACUGUAACUACCACUGAACCUGCACUCUCCCUAGUGGGUCCCAUUGAAGCAGUCUUCCCUAUGUUCCCUGUUCCUUCUCCUCAUUCCCAUUUUUUAGAGAAGUGAUUCAUUGGGUGAUAGGGUUUUCUGUACUCUAGUUACCAUCUUGGGGUGUUUAAAGGUGUAAUUGCACUUAGAGCAACUGUUGACAUCUCUAUGGGCAAUCAGUUGACCUUAUACAUCCUAGGAAAUCUUUGUAAUUCCCCUGAUCUCAAGUGAGUUUCUUCUGUUGUCUCUUGAGGUACUUCCCUCAAAGCAAGUUGGGGUGCCACAAAAGGCAAGUAAAUCAUCUUUUACCAAGCUCUGGCUUCUAUAGAGCUCAAACCUUACUGACUCAGAGUAAAGGCUUGUACAGAUAGAUUUUUGUUUUAAUUUAAACGUCCCUUUUCUUUUUCUCCCUUUUUCUUCUUCCUGGUGUUAGAGUUUUAUUUAGAAAACAGGAUAAAUGAUGUUGUUAUCAAAAGUU